AUGGCAGCAGUGGUGAAAAUGGAGUCGAGCAAGGCCUUCUCAGAGCUUCAAGACAAAGUGAUUUGCCAGGUGAUUGAGACUCAACAGAAGGUGAAGCUUAUAGGCAAACAGAUUGAACAGCUCAACAUAACAAAAAGCUGUGUGUAUCUUACAGAUAUCCAAAUUAUGGCUUUGGAAGAUGACACUAACAUGUAUGAGGGUGUACGAAGAAUGUUCGUUCAUCAGUCCAAGGCAGUCAUUCACAACCAGCUGCAAGAGAAACUGAAAAUAAUGGACGAAAAAAUAAAAGAACUGGAGCAGAAGAAAGCCUACCUUGAGCAGAGCAUCAAGGAAGCCGAGGACAACAUUCGGGAGAUGCUGAUGGCACAAAGCUCCCACAGCGCCCUGUCAUUGUACUGCCGUAAUUGA
This is a messenger RNA of Chrysochloris asiatica (Cape golden mole), 408 nucleotides long. Its product is annotated as prefoldin subunit 1-like. The coding region runs from base 1 to 408 and encodes 135 amino acids. Gene Ontology annotation, molecular function: protein folding chaperone. The transcript has 3 exons. The record is from RefSeq and is a predicted model, not a curated record. Gene Ontology annotation, cellular component: cytoplasm; prefoldin complex. NCBI's taxonomy places the organism in Eukaryota, Metazoa, Chordata, Mammalia, Afrosoricida, Chrysochloridae. Gene Ontology annotation, biological process: protein folding.